UAGUUUGCUCUCCCCACAGAGCCGUUUGGACUUACUACCAGAAACCAGCCUUUAAUUCUGUCUGCUAAGCAGUUUAAGGGAAAACACACACCAGGAAUCUGAUCGCUUGGUCACCGUCUGUGCUGUGUGGGUUUGAAUUAGAAGGACCAUCAGUGUUUUUCUUCAUUUCUUCUCAUUUUAACUCUUUGAAGAAGACAUAAAGGAGGAUGGGUGCUCAGUUAUCUAAAGGUGAAGCUACAGUGGAAGGAAAUGCCGUGGCUGAGAAAGCCAAUGGUCAGGAAAAUGGCCAUGUGAAAACCAAUGGCGAUGUCAAGCCAGAGGGAGAUGCAGUCGUAGUUGAUGGCAACGGAACAGCGGAGGUUGCCAAGGAGACGGAGGCAGGAGAUGGCAUUGAAUCCGCGCCUGCCACCGAGGGCGAUGGCACCAAAUCUGAAGGCGAACCGACAAAGGAAACCAAGAAGAAGAAGAAAUUUUCACUGAAGAACUCCUUCAAAUUUAAGGGCAUCCUGAAAAAGAACAAGAAAGGAAGUGAGGAAGGUGGGGAAAACGCAGCCACGCCCAUUGCCGAAGACAAACCUGAGGAGAACGGCCAGGCUGCUACGGAAACCAAAGAGGAUGAGCCUGCUGCAGAAGAGAACGAUGAGACUCCAGCAGCACCCGAGGCAGAGGCGGAGCCAAAGGCAGAAGACUCCGCCCAGGAAGCAGAAGCUGCACCCACAGAGGAAACUACAAAAUCUGACGAGACCCCCGACCCUGCUGAGACCGUGCCCACCACAACCUCGGACCCAGAGCCAGCUGCGGAGUGACCUCGCUUUGCAAUGGCAACCAGACUGUUUUUCUUUAUCCUUUUUCUUUUUGAGAUUAAAAAUAUAUAAAUAUAUAUAAAUAUUUGAGACUUGAGCCACAAUCUUAAAGUUACAGCAAUACUACAGAGAAACCAAGUUGUUUUUACCACAUUUGCUGAUAACGGUUACUAGUUCAUGGUUCGUCCGGUUCUGUUCCUGAUCCGUGUGUUAGUGCGGAGAACUUUGUGGUGCCACAGAUUGGGCCAGGAAUGCUCUGUGUGUGGAUUAGAACGAUUUAUGGAAUUUUCGCCUCAGAGGAAGAGCAGUGUUUGGAAGAGCGUGGCUGCCUGUUCACAAUCUUUCUUCUUUUUUUCUUUUACACUUCAUCCGAUCUUUGAAUUUUCAGGGCUGAUGAGUGAAAUGACAAAUUGUCCUCUUAGGAGAUGGUUGAAGGACAAUGUAAAUCCUCUAAAAUGUUUUUUCCUUGUUUUUAAAUAGCUCUACAUUUCAAUUUUUUAGCCCUGAAAACUGUAUGGUGUCGAAAAACCUGGGAGAGUGGAUAGUUUUUUAGUCUUAGUCUGUUUUUAAUGUUUUUAUAGUUUUAUUCAGAUCCAUCUAGACAUCUCAGAGUUUACGACAAAGGGGAAUUACACCACUGCUUUUAUCAAAUAUAUAUUUUUGUUCUGUUAUGUCUCUGUACAUACAUUUUCUGACUCUUUAUUUUGCUAACAUUUCCAGAUGUGAAUAAGCUGAUGUUGUAAGAUUAGGCCAAAUAAAUGUUUGACCCCCCUC
This is a messenger RNA of Myxocyprinus asiaticus (Chinese sucker), 1577 nucleotides long. RefSeq names its product MARCKS-like 1a (gene marcksl1a). Gene Ontology annotation, biological process: actin filament organization; central nervous system development. The transcript is spliced from 2 exons. Gene Ontology annotation, cellular component: cytoplasm; plasma membrane. The coding region runs from base 207 to 806 and encodes 199 amino acids. Lineage: Eukaryota; Metazoa; Chordata; Actinopteri; Cypriniformes; Catostomidae. Gene Ontology annotation, molecular function: calmodulin binding; actin filament binding. The record is from RefSeq and is a predicted model, not a curated record.